GGUGACUUCCUGUUCUGAGAAGCAGUUUUUUAAAAAGCCACGCGGAAGUGUCGAGGGGCACAGUCUUUGUUUGUACUUAUUUACACAGUUUGUGGGGGGGGGAUCUUUAGAAUUUUUUGUGGGGGAUUAGGACCUUUUUGGGGUGAAUUCAAGCAUGAGCAGAGGUUCGAAGGGAACCCAAGCGCAGGAGAACUGGCCCAGUUCUCUGCUCAGCAGCCAGGAAAAUGACAAGCUUUUCAACCUGCUGGGACGCAAAUGUGUGAGUCUCGCAUCCACAGUGGUUCAGCUCUGCAUGGCUCUGCCUAACAGCAGGGAUCGCUGGAGUCCACAGCACUGCGGAGUUGUGUGCUUUGUGAAGGACAACCCCAAGAGGUCGUACUUCAUCAGGCUCUACGACAUCACGGAGGGGACAUUGAUCUGGGAACAGGAAAUCUAUAACCAGUUUGAAUAUAACGCACGAUCCUCAUUCUUCCAUACCUUCAGUGGAGACGACUGCCAGAUAGGGCUGAACUUCGCAAGCGAAAAUGAAGCGGAAGCUUUCAGAGUGAAUGUGGAACAGAAGAUUCACCAACGAUCGAACCGACAGGAGAAAAGACAGAACCUCCCUCCUCCACCUGUUCCUGCUGAUGACAGAAGAGGUGGACUGCCCCCUCUCCCACCACCAAAUGGUAUCAGGUCCCCUACUUCAGUCCCAAUGCCCACCAUUGAUAUUCAGAACCCUGACAUUGUCACAUCCCGUUAUCGGUCAACCCCAACCCUGGCCCCCGCCAGCCUGCCUCUCGACAAGGGCAAGAAGAACAAGAAGAAGGCGGGCAAGAAAUUCAAGCUGAGUAAGGCUGACAUCGGAGCGCCCAGCAGCUUUGUGCAUGUGUCUCACGUUGGUUGGGAUCCCAAUACUGGAUUUGAUGUUAACAACAUGGACCCCGAUUUGAAGUGUUUCUUCUCCAAAGCUGGGAUCAGCGAUGCUCAGUUGGCGGAUGCAGACACUUCGAAACUGAUCCAUGAUUUUAUUGAGCAGUCAGGGGGGCUGGAGGCUGUCAAGGAGGAGAUGAGGAGACAAGAUCCUUACCCACCUGCCCCUCCGUCCCGUCGCCCGGGAGCAAGCCCUCUCAUGGAAGAACUUGGGGGGAGGGGGGGGCCCCCUCUAGGCCUGGGGGAGGUGGGGGAGGAGGCGGGGGCCCCCGUGGGUCCCAAUGGAGGGGAGGCAGGGUUACCUCCCCCUCCUCGCUCCGGAGCCCCCCCUCCCUCGACUGGAGGAAGAGGGGCCCUUUUAGAUCAGAUCAUUUCGGGCAAGAAGCUGAAAAGUGUACCAGACAGGCAGGACUCUGCUCCCUCUGACCAGGCAGAGAGCAGUGAAGGGCUGGUGGGGGCGCUAAUGAUGGUGAUGCAGAAGAGAAGCAAAGCCAUCCACUCUUCAGAUGAAGAAGAGGAAGAGAGAGGAGAGGACGAUGAUGAUGAUGACUGGGAUGACUGAUCACGCAGUUUCCUCAAAUUCGAUUCGAUUUUAAAAUUCAAAUUACGUUUUUUUUUUUUUAAAGCUGGUAGCACACUGUCAGAAAUCUUUUGAGGUAGUGACUUCAUAUUUGAAAAGCAGUGAAUGCUGAAUUCUUUAAAAGAAAAUACAUUGCAGACAUUUAUAA
Messenger RNA from Polyodon spathula (Mississippi paddlefish), 1640 nucleotides. RefSeq names its product WASP actin nucleation promoting factor b (gene wasb). Gene Ontology annotation, cellular component: plasma membrane. The coding region runs from base 155 to 1474 and encodes 439 amino acids. Lineage: Eukaryota; Metazoa; Chordata; Actinopteri; Acipenseriformes; Polyodontidae. The transcript is spliced from 13 exons. Gene Ontology annotation, biological process: regulation of Rho protein signal transduction; actin filament organization. Gene Ontology annotation, molecular function: actin binding; small GTPase binding. The record is from RefSeq and is a predicted model, not a curated record.